AACCGGAAUAGGGGAUCAGGGAUAGGGGAUCGGGAAUAAAGAAUUAGGAACUGGGCGUAGAGCCGACUCGAAGCCCCGGGGACCUGCGGGUGAGAGGCCUGAGAGGUCGGGAUCUCGGCAUCGGCUGACACUUCUCACAAUGAGUCAGUUUUACAAUGACGUCGAGCCAAACAUUAUCGAUGAUGAAAUGGUUCUGAAAGCCGUUGAAAAGACGUGUCCAGAGGACCUUGGAGAACUUGCCCAAGGGGAAAAUAUUAACUUUAAGGAUGUGACAGAGCUACAGCUUAGCUUUAAAAGUAUCCUGCAGAUUGAUAAUCUCUGGCGGCUGGAGAAUCUGACUAAACUGCAGCUGGACAACAAUGUCAUUGAGAAGAUAGAAGCUCUGGAGAGUCUGGUUCACCUUGUAUGGCUUGACUUGUCCUUCAACAAUAUUGAAGUAAUUGAGGGCCUGGAUACCCUUGUCAAACUGCAAGACCUCAGUCUCUACAGUAACAGAAUAUCUAAAAUUGAGAAUAUGGACACGUUGCAAGAGCUGCAGAUUUUCUCCAUAGGGAAGAAUAACCUGACCAAUCUGGAAAAUGUUGUCUAUCUCAGGAGGUUAAAAAGCUUACGGACACUGAACCUGUCUGGGAACCCCUUCUGUGAUGACAAACAGUACAUGCUGUUUGUUGUUGCUCAUCUUCCAAACCUGGUAUACUUGGACUUCAAGCUCGUGAGAGACACCACGAGAGAAGAUGCAGUUUCAAAGUAUCAAGAUCUUACUAAGCCCUUGGAACAAGAGGAGGCUCGGGCCCUUGCUCUUCAGGAGAUAAAACAGGCAAAGCAGGAAGAGCUGGAGUACCAUGAGACAGCCUUUGUUGAGCACCUGAAUGGAUCAUUCCUGUUUGACAGUCUGUAUGAAGAUGAUACAGAAGCUGCCAAACUGGCUUCCCUCCCUGGAGUGGGGGACCUGCUGCAGGCAUACAGGAAGGAGUUUGUCUCAGUUUGUGGGAAACUGUAUAACUAUGGACUGGAAGAGUAUGAAAAACGAGAAGCUGAAGUCUCUGAUUUCUACAAAAAACUUCAUGAAAUUCUAUUAGCCAGCCAGGAAGAGAGCAAGAAAGCAAUGUUUGACUUUGAAAAUCGGAACAAACAGAGGCUGGAUGAGAUUCAUCAUGCCAGGAGUUACGAUGUUGCUGAGUCUAAACGAGCCGAGUGCCAGGAGGACAUCCUUCAGCUGUCAGGUACACUCAUGACCUUGGAAGCGCUGCUAUCCAACGAGCUGGAGGAGCAGUUACAGGGUUUUAAAAGAACCAUUGAUGUCAUAGUAUCAGCAUUCAUGGAAAAUGUUAAAGAGAUGAUGGGCCAGUGCCGGGACCUGGAAAACCAGCACCAUGAAAAGCUGAUGGAGAUUGCCCUCACCACAUUGGAGAAAUCACUCAAGGGCAAGCUUGAGGAGGAUUUGCCAGCUGAUGUUCAAAUGCUCCUCGUGGACAAAAACACCAUUGUCAACGCCGUCAACAUGUCCCACAGCAUCCGCCUGCGGAAGAUUGAUAAACGGGAGAGUGACAUGCUCUGCAACACCUACCACUGGCACAUCUCCGUGACCGAGAAGGCUUUCCAAACUGAGAGCGACAGAAACCGCGCCUGUAUCAAAAGGAUCAUGUCCUACAUCAACACUCUCCAGAAGGAGCUGGAUAACACAAAGAUCUAGGAUCCUGUGGAAUAGGGCUGGGCAGCUGGGGGCACACAGGACAGCCCCCAGCGGGAACAGCUGCCUCUAUGCCCGAGCUGCCUGGGACGUUUCCAACCAAAAGCACAUUUCUUCCAUCCCACCAUAAACCGCAAAUAAAAGCUACUUCUUGACUCUGGAAAA
This is a messenger RNA of Chiroxiphia lanceolata (lance-tailed manakin), 1855 nucleotides long. It is a transcript of the gene DRC3, whose product is annotated as dynein regulatory complex subunit 3. Lineage: Eukaryota; Metazoa; Chordata; Aves; Passeriformes; Pipridae. Gene Ontology annotation, molecular function: protein binding. The coding region runs from base 140 to 1693 and encodes 517 amino acids. The record is from RefSeq and is a predicted model, not a curated record. The transcript is spliced from 13 exons.